Molecule: messenger RNA, 5507 nt
Organism: Pteropus alecto (black flying fox)
Lineage: Eukaryota; Metazoa; Chordata; Mammalia; Chiroptera; Pteropodidae
Gene: ZNF710
Product: zinc finger protein 710
Exons: 6
Coding region: 980-2974 (664 amino acids)
Biological process (GO): regulation of transcription by RNA polymerase II
Molecular function (GO): DNA-binding transcription factor activity; RNA polymerase II cis-regulatory region sequence-specific DNA binding
Source: RefSeq, a predicted model, not a curated record
GACCUGUUGAAGACGUUCGCCGGCUGGCUGGGUCCCCACGGCCUGUCCUCAGCCUCCUGAGUCUGUCCCCCCUUUCCCCGUCGCCCACUCUCAACGUCUCCUCGCGGUCAUUUUCCUAAUUGGACAGAGCUGAGGGGUGUGAUCGUCGGCGUCAGAUGAGGGGCCCAGAGGCUGCCAGGUGGGCGCGGGGACCCAGGGACCGUCGGGGCGGCCCUGCCUCCCAACCCCGCGCGUGCGGAUCCCACAGAUCUGCCCUCUGCCACCGCCCCCCUAACCGCGGACUUGCUAAGUAGUGCCUAUUGGGUUUUAUUCCAACUUGCCUCUUAAGAUGACUUUUAUGAUCGCUGCCACUGCUUGCCUCCAGUCUAAGCUCAAGUUUGGGAAGAUUUAAGAGGCCAGGGAGGUGCUUGCGUGGAUUUUAACUAACCCCAAACGGUCAUUAAUGUCUCUCUAAGAUCCGCGAUGGUUCCGGCAAAGCGCAGCCGUAGCCUGGGUGCGUUGUCUCCCGGACACUGCGAGGGGCUGGUUCCUCCCCGUCGGAGCGGUCUAGCGACUGACCAUUCUCCUGGCCCUCCCUGGAGUUGCGGCCCUAGCGCCUGAACUGCUCAGGGCGCCCGGGGCGCCUUUAUUUCUUUGCAAAAUGGAAACUCCCAAGCGGCAACGACCUGGAGGGGACAUAACCAGUUCCAGUGGGCUCCUGGGAAAUUUACAAAAUUUCCCCACAGGUGUUUGGUGGACUUUGCACCCUCGGGAGUCACCCAGCCAACUUUGAAGCUGCUCUUUCAGCCCUGCCUUUGUGCACGUUUUUGAAGGGCUCCAUUCACAGCUAACACGAAGCCAGAUUACUUCCUUCCUGACUAUAUACCACCGGACGCCCCACUUUGGCCUCUUGUUCCCUUAUUGCCGAUGCCUUCUCUACAUAUUUGGACAAAGUGCUGGUCAUUAAAAACCCGAUGCCCUCCUAGCCAGCUGCCGAGGGAUGGAGGGCUUCAUGGACUCAGGGACACAGACGGACGCCGUGGUGGUGCUGUCCUUGGCUCAGGCCGCCGUCCUGGGCCUGGUCUCAGAAAAUGAGCUCUUUGGAGCCACCAUAAGCGCCGAAGCCUUCUACCCGGACCUGGGGCCCGAGCUGUCGGGGGCUUCCAUCGGGGAACCCGGGCCCCCCGGCCCUGAUGUCUACCAGCUGGCUUGCAACGGGCGGGCCCUGGAGGAGCCGGUGGAGGAGGAGGUGCUGGAAGUGGAGGCGGCCUUCGAGAAGCACACCCGGCGGAAGACGCGGCCGCCUGUGCGGCUGGUGCCCAAGGUCAAGUUUGAGAAGGUGGAGGAGGAGGAGGAGCAGGAUGUCUACGAGGUGUCAGUGCCUGGCGACAAGGAUACAGGCCCGGCCGAGGCCCCGGCGGAGGUGGCCGGUGGUGGCUGCGAGGCCCUGGUGCAGAGCAGCUCCGUCAAGAUGAUCGACCUCAGCGCCUUCAGCCGCAAGCCCCGGACGCUGCGGCCCCUGCCCCGAGCCCCGCGGCCAGAGCUGGACGUGACUCCCUACGACCCGCACUUCCCCGACCCGGCCCGGGGUGGCUUUCCCGAGCCCAGCAUGGCGCUGCCGGGGCCCGAGGCCUUGCCCGCUGAGUGUGGUUUCGAGCCACCACACCUGGCCCCGCUGAGCGACCCCGAGGCCCCCACCAUGGAGUCCCCGGAGCCCGUGAAGCCGGAGCAGGGCUUCGUGUGGCAGGAGGCAGGCGAGUUCGAGGCCGACGCGGCAGGCUCGACAGUGGAGCGCCACAAGAAGGCCCAGCUGGACCGGCUGGACAUCAACGUGCAGAUCGACGACUCCUACCUGGUGGAGGCGGGCGACCGCCAGAAACGCUGGCAGUGCCGCAUGUGCGAGAAGUCCUACACGUCCAAGUACAACCUGGUGACGCACAUCUUAGGCCACAACGGCAUCAAGCCACACUCGUGCCCGCAGUGCAGCAAGCUCUUCAAGCAGCCCAGCCACCUGCAGACGCACCUGCUGACGCACCAAGGCACCCGGCCCCACAAGUGCCAGGUGUGCCAGAAGGCCUUCACGCAGACCAGCCACCUCAAGCGCCACAUGCUGCUGCACUCGGAGGUCAAGCCUUACAGCUGCCACUUCUGCGGCCGUGGCUUUGCCUACCCCAGCGAGCUCAAGGCCCACGAAGUGAAGCACGAGAGCGGCCGCUGCCACGUCUGUGUCGAAUGUGGCCUGGACUUCUCCACCCUGACCCAGCUCAAGCGCCACCUGGCCUCCCACCAGGGUCCCACCCUCUACCAGUGCCUCGAGUGCGACAAGUCCUUCCACUACCGCAGCCAGCUGCAGAACCACAUGCUCAAGCACCAGAACGUGCGGCCGUUCGUGUGCACCGAGUGCGGCAUGGAGUUCAGCCAGAUCCACCACCUCAAGCAGCACUCGCUCACCCACAAGGGCGUGAAGGAGUUCAAGUGUGAGGUAUGUGGCCGGGAGUUCACGCUGCAGGCAAACAUGAAGCGGCACAUGCUGAUCCACACCAGCGUCCGACCCUACCAGUGCCACAUUUGCUUCAAGACCUUCGUGCAGAAGCAGACCCUCAAGACCCACAUGAUUGUACACUCACCUGUGAAGCCAUUCAAAUGCAAGGUGUGCGGGAAGUCCUUCAACCGCAUGUACAACCUGCUGGGCCACAUGCACCUGCAUGCAGGCAGCAAGCCCUUCAAGUGCCCCUACUGCUCCAGCAAGUUUAACCUCAAGGGAAACCUGAGCCGGCACAUGAAGGUCAAGCACGGUGUCAUGGACAUCGGCCUGGACAGCCAAGACCCCAUGAUGGAGCUGACUGGCACCGACCCCUCUGAGCUCGACAGCCAGCAGGAGAUGGAGGACUUCGAGGAGAAUGCCUAUGCCUACGCUGGAGUGGACAGCAGCACCGAGGCCAGUGUCCUCACCGAACAGGCCAUGAAAGAGAUGGCCUACUACAACGUGCUAUAGCACAAGCUGGGCCGCCCAGAAUGGGGUGAGGGGGGCCUGGGGCGUGGGGGUGAGACCCAUGGGCUGUGGGCUGCACCUCCUGCAGCUGAGAAAAAAGCUACUGCCCCAUCGUCCCGAGCCCUCCCCUCCCACUGAGUCAUUUGCACCACUAGGGACUUUUAGACCAAAUGGACUGUACUACUGGCCUCAGCUGUGAACCAGGCAUAGGCUCCAGACGUUCGGGGAAGGAAGGGUAACUCAGAGGCCCAGGUCUGCGUCUCCUCAGCCCGCUGCUGUGGUAGGUGGGGGACAUGCUGAUGGGGGCCAUUUGGCGACAGGUCACAAGGGCACAGGUUCUCAGGUGUCUCCAGGCCCAGCAGAGCUGGGGCAGCCAGUGUGGGCAGGGCCAUCCUGAUGGCCCUUCAGGGGCCCUGACACUGGAGGAAGAGAUCACUUGAGCUAGGCCUUGUUUUUCUUCUGGACCAACUCCUGCCUCUAGGAAUGUUCGAGCUACGGUGCUGGUCAGCACUGCCCACCCCCACCCACCAGCCCAGGCCCCAGGGUCACCUUCCCCACCCUGUCGUGGACAGCCAGGCAGGGCCUCUGCCUUCUACCUCCUGGUGCCUCCCACGCUCUGCUGGAGCCAGGCAUGCAUGCGGUCCAGGUCCUGGCCUGCAGGAAAGCAGGGUGUAGCACAGCCCCCAACUAAUGCCCUCCCCAGCCAACCCCCAGACGGCCCCACCUCAAAGCCCUAAGGUGGAUUUCAACAAACGUCACGCAGUUCUGUCUUGAGCUGGGACACCCCCCCAGGGUCCCCAAUGUGAGCAGAGCCAGGACAUGCCUUGCAUCGGGCAUACACUAACAAAGACAGGUGGAGGCCCCUUGAGCAAGGGGCAGAGUACAGUGAAGAUGAUCACUGGGGACCAAGAGGGGCUGUCCUCAGAGGAGGCCAAGGACCACCUGUGUGGGGAGAAGCAGGGCUGGAAUAGUUUCUUAUUUAAAGUAUAACAAGUAUCCAUUCUGAGGAUGGGGACAGCCAAGAGUCAGCAGGCUCCCGGGAAGAGCGACAUAUUUAAAAAGGAAAAUGAAGACCAUAGAGAAAAACAUUUUUUGAGCAAAUGGGAGUAUUUUGAAGGUAAUUUAUUAUUAUUUUUCCUUUCCAACUCUGUGUCACCUAUUAUCUUUUCUGAUGGAGGUCAUUUUCUUUUUCCCAAGGGAAGCUUUCUUGUGUGCUGUGUGUGCUUCGUGUCCCCAACAUAGAGCGGCCUGGCCAGGCAGGACUCGGGCUCAAAGGGGCUGUCGCUCUGGCCCUGGAGGUCCAGCUGCUGGCGGGAAGCCUCAGGAGGCCAGGGUGAGAGGCAGGAGGAGGCAGCGGGCAGGCCCUUCCACUCCUGCCAGGCCCCUCGCCAGUGACUCGCUCUGCACCGCCCACCAAAGGCCAGGGCCACUGACGCUGCCCAGCCAGCAGCUCUUUCACUUGUCCACUCUCAUCCCGUCCCGACGCCGGCUCCUGCGCCCCUGGAACCGAAGGCUGCAGACCCAGGGCAGGGAAAUAGCGCAUUCAGGAAUGGCUGGGGCACCCAGACUCCCACCUACUUGCCUCCUGAGGCCUAAGUAGCGAGGGGCAGGCAGGGCUGUCCCCAAAGGCACAGAAGGAGGUAAAGCCACCCACUUCAGCCCAGAAACCAAGUGAUGGUGAAACAGCUGGGAGCAGAGGGGACCAAUUUGAAAUGCAGCUACCCCCACGGCUGUAUCCUUAGUGAUGGACCUAGCUAGGCUUCAGGGUGGCUGUGAUUAGGACUGAGGGGAGGACAAGGUGGCCUUAGGAUCAGGCAGCCAGGUGCCCCUUCCUUCUGUUCUGGAGCUCACACUAAGCAACAAACCAGAGCGCUGGGGCUCACAGGAGCCUCCCCAAGUGUGGCUCUCCAGACCCCAAGCCCCCCACCCCCGAGCCUCCCAGGUGCCCGCCAUGAUGACCCUCAGGUGGCAGUGACCCCGUCACUGUAGAAGACAUUUUCUCCUGCUGAGCAGAAGCAUCAUCCCCUGCAAACUACCUCUUCCCACAACGUCUUUCUCCCCUGGUACCAAAAAGAACCCUGUACCUCCUCCUCCUCUCUCCUGCCAGCGCCCUGGCCCUGGCCCUGGAAACCGAAGGGGGAAGGUCUGGCCCCGGGGUGGGGCUCUCCUCUCCCCCCCAGCCCCGCCCUCAGCACCGGCCCUCUGCGAGGUUCGAUACUUGAAUGCCCCUGCCCUGUGCCUUGGACCUGGGCAAAGCUAAGAGAAGGGGACAGCACAACUCACGAUUUGAGCUGGGGGGUGGUCUUGGCAAGGCUCCUGUCCUCACCCCUCACCCCAACCUUUUCAAAAGAGGUGUGUGGCCUCUUGGGUGACUUGGAAACUCCUGGAUGAACUCCACUCUAACUUAUUUUGACGUGUAUACAAACCAACUGUUUAGAAAUCCCACUUGUGCAAAGCCCUACUGUGUUUUUAUGUUCCUGUUUAAAAGAGAAGUUUACUUAGCAAUAAUUAUAAAUAAAUGAAUAUUCUUUAGUGA